UUCGAUCAUAAGCAGCCUUGAUUUUUGGAUCUAGCUAGCUGGUGUUUGCAAUGAAGCGGAGCGAGACGAGUUCGAAGAACAAAAUGGAGAGGAAGACCAUUGAAAAAAAUCGAAGGAUUCGAAUGAAAGCUCUUGGUUUUAAGCUUGUUUCCAUCAUUCCAGAUCGCCAUUUCACCCAACCCAAGGAAUUCUUGUCACAUCUAGAUCAGAUAGAUGAAGCAGCUUCUUACAUCAAGAUCUUGAGAGAGAGAAUACAAGUACUGGAAAGAAGAAAGGCACAGCUCAUAAAUUCCGGCAGCACUGGUGGUGGAUUGAUGUCUCCAAUCCUGACAGUGAAGGAGUUAGGUUUUGGUGUGGAGGUGGUGUUGAUUAGUGGCGUAAACAAGAAUUUCUUGCUAAGUCAAGUGAUUAGUGUAAUCGAACAAGAAGCAGCUCAAGUCCUCACCGUUAACAUCUCUACUGUUGCACAAAACAUUAUCUACACUCUCCAUGCUCAGGUUAAAAUUUCUAGGGUUGGCGUGGACACUUCAAGAAUAAGUGAUAGGAUACGGGAGAUCAUUUCCUCAAGCUUAUAAAAUUUCUUCUUGGAAAGGAAAUUAGACCAUUAAUAUUUAAGUGACAGGUUGGAUGCAGGAGUUCAUUUUCUCAAGCUUAAUUUCUCUUCAGAAUUUGUUUAUUGUAAGCACCCUCUAAUUUCAAUCUUUAUACACGAGUAUCUAAAUAUUAA
This is a messenger RNA of Salvia miltiorrhiza (redroot sage), 727 nucleotides long. Its product is annotated as transcription factor bHLH167-like. The transcript is spliced from 3 exons. Gene Ontology annotation, molecular function: RNA polymerase II transcription regulatory region sequence-specific DNA binding; protein dimerization activity; DNA-binding transcription factor activity, RNA polymerase II-specific. Bases 51 to 575 code for a protein of 174 amino acids. NCBI's taxonomy places the organism in Eukaryota, Viridiplantae, Streptophyta, Magnoliopsida, Lamiales, Lamiaceae. The record is from RefSeq and is a predicted model, not a curated record. Gene Ontology annotation, biological process: regulation of transcription by RNA polymerase II. Gene Ontology annotation, cellular component: RNA polymerase II transcription regulator complex.